CACCUUACCUCCCGCCUGCGGCCCCAAGGGCGGGGAGAGCGGCGGCGGGCCCGAGCGGGGAGGGGCGAGCCCGGAGACCCCGGCCUCGGGCGCCUUCACGCAGUCUCAGAGCGCAUAAUGCUGUGAGCAGGCGCCGCGCCGGCCUACCCGGCAGCAUCCGCGCGUGGCGGGCAGGGUGUUCGUGAGCCUUCGGGAGGUGUCGGUGCCGAACGCCUGGCCCUCGGGUCAGCGGCUAGGAUCCUUGGCGCCGCUGGUUUCUCCGUGCUGUGGAAGGGAUUGGCGGAUGUAACCGGCUCUCCAGAAAGCCCUGCUUGGCUGUAAGUCCAGGAAGGCCUCUUAGACCUCUGUCUCAUUUCAAAGCCACUUCUGAAGCUACUUGAGGAAAAUGAUGUGACAGUUCCUAUCAAAAAAGGAUAUUGGGAAACACAUAACAUCCGUGAAGAAAGUGGCCCUUUUUCCCUCUUGCGAAAUCAACAUUCUCAAACUCCAAAAUGCCAGCCAAGACCCCAAUUUACCUGAAAGCUGCCAAUAACAAAAAAGGAAAGAAAUUUAAACUGAGGGAUAUCUUGUCUCCCGAUAUGAUCAGUCCUCCCCUUGGAGACUUCCGCCACACCAUUCACAUCGGCAAGGAAGGCCAGCAUGAUGUCUUUGGAGACAUUUCCUUUCUUCAAGGCAACUAUGAGCUUCUACCUGGAAACCAGGAGAAAGCACACAUGGGCCAGUUCCCUGGGCAUAAUGAGUUCUUCCAGGCCAACGGCACCUCCGACUCCAUGUUCACAGAAAUGCCCUCCCCGGUGCUUAAAAACGCCAUCUCCCUCCCGACCAUCGGAGGGUCCCAAGCACUCAUGUUGCCCUUAUUGCCACCGGUGACAUUCAGUUCCAAACAGGGGUCCUUUGGGCCGGGAAAGCUUCCCCGGCUUAGCUGUGAGCCUGUCAUGGAGGAGAAGCCUCCAGAGAAAAGCAGUCUGUUGGAGAACAGAACAGUCCACCAGGGGGACAUCUCUUGGGGGCCCAGUGGGUCCACAUCCCAGUCCAGCCAGGGCAGGGACAGCCACUCCAACCUCUCCGAACAGUACCCCGACUGCGCAGCCGAGGACAUGUUUGACCAUCCUGCCCCGUGCGAGCUUGUCAAGGAAAAGACUAAAUCAGAGGAGUCCCUCUCUGAUCUCACGGGUUCCCUCCUCUCCCUGCAGCUCGAUCUUGGGCCCUCAUUUCUGGAUGAGGUGCUGAAUGUCAUGGACAAAAGUAAGUAACAGGACACUGUCGGCUCUCUUCCUUUGGGGUAAGAGGUAUCAAAAAACAGAACAAAACAAAACUAACCACAGUCAGAAGAGCCUCGCUGGCUAUAUUUGCUGUCAUGUGAUGGGUUUUCUAAAAUAACAUUCCUACAAAAUAUUUUUUUACCUGCUAUGCCCUGUUUGCAAAAACAGUUUAAAAAAAAAACAACCUUUCCUGGCAAAGGGAGGAAGUGAGUCAGAACCCAUUUUCGGCGGGCAUUGCUGAUGUACAGCUCAUGUUUUUUGUUUCCAGACACGUAAGAGAUCUGGCUUGGCCGGGACUAGCACUACUUAGCUAUGAAGGUCUGUGCCAGCCACAUUAAGGACCUUUACAGUACUCUGGCAUUUUCUGAGCAAGAGGAAGUCAAAAUUUAUUUAACGCCCGCGUCUUUUUUUCUAGACUCUUUUCAAUAUUAUAUUGUUGGGCUUACCACAGCAAAUUCUUCAGUGUUAAAACUUUUCUCUGUUUUCACAUUUGAACAACUUUAUUGGUUUCGGGGAUUUGCUUGUAGCUCAUAUAUCUCUAAAUAUUAUAUCUAUAUUGCGAAGUUUUGACUGUCAGCUACAUGUUGGUAAGACACAAGCAAAGUAUUACUGUAACUAAGUUAUUUUUAAAGUUAAAAUAUAUUUUUAUGUGCCUGGCUUUUUAUUGCAGAGUCUACAUUUUAUAGAUACUACAUCAUAUGUGGUCAUUUGACUUUUUCCCUUGGGGUUCCAUUGUAAGCUGUGUAUGUGUAUGUUUGGAAAAGUGUAUUCAUACUCAUUUUUUUUUCUUCUUCUUCUUCAUCUGUCGUCAUACUUUUCACAGCAGCCAACAAUGGAUUGUAAAGUGUAAAGGCACAGAUUACUCACAAUGCUUCUGCAGAGACUGUGGGCUACACCACAUAAUGUUAUUUGGAAAUAUGGGUAUUUUAGUACAGUACAUACUUGCAUUACAUAGGUACUUCAUACAACAUAAUAAAGUCAAUGUUAAAA
Molecule: messenger RNA, 2252 nt
Organism: Hippopotamus amphibius kiboko
Lineage: Eukaryota; Metazoa; Chordata; Mammalia; Artiodactyla; Hippopotamidae
Product: cdc42 effector protein 3-like
Exons: 1
Coding region: 492-1253 (253 amino acids)
Source: RefSeq, a predicted model, not a curated record